Suillus subaureus is the source of this 1027-nucleotide messenger RNA. RefSeq lists its product as uncharacterized. The coding region runs from base 326 to 1027 and encodes 233 amino acids. Lineage: Eukaryota; Fungi; Basidiomycota; Agaricomycetes; Boletales; Suillaceae. The record is from RefSeq and is a predicted model, not a curated record. The transcript has 5 exons.
CCCAAUUUGAUCUUCGAUCGAAGCACGGAAGCUAGGAGAAAAAUGCGCUUAUAACAAGAGCCUCAAUCAAGACAUGGCGUAAGUCUCUUGAUUUCUCACCACAUCCACUCGUCGCUCCUUUACCUUUGCAUCCAGGCAGGAUUAUAUCACGCUUCGCGACUUGUCAAGUGGUCAGUCAAAUCAUUGACUACUAGACCUAAUACAGCAUAUAGUCAAACCAUAAUUCCACUCCGUUGACUGUUUCUAUCCCCACUCGUUGUCAACUUGUGUCCGAAAAUUGUCCGUUGUACAACUUACCACUUUACAUCCAAUUGAAGCACUAUUUAUGUCUUUCAACAAUGACGCAAGUCCCACCGAUACUGCCAUCUCUCCCACUGAGACCGAGACGGGCCUUGACUUCGGUCCUCCGACAGAUGGGCAUGUUGUAGCCAUAGCCGUGACCGUUGGCGUUGUCGGUGUAUUCCUUUUUGUACUCAUCACAUGGCUUCUCCUGCGCCUGCGUCGCGGACCAGCUGAUGAGGUUGAUGCGGCUCCCUCCCCCCGCAUGCGGCGCAUCUUCACAUCAGAUAAUACUCGACCCUCGACCGAGUCCAAGUUCAGUUUCAUGCGGAAACCGAUGCGAGUGGCUCACCAGCAAGAUGAUGGUUCUUGGGACUUUUCGGACCCAGACCCGACACAAUUAUAUGUACCCCCCGCUCCGAAGUGUCAGCUCUCCCCGCUGUGCGCACCACCACGCUCCAAUCGCUCUAGUAUAUACAAGGGCGAACUGUCCCCAACUGACAUGGAUCUUGAGGCUCCUCCACCUGCUUACUGCGUAGAUGGAACUAUGUGGUCGAUGUGUACCCCUCCAACAGAGCAGUCCGCCCCAAGCCAUUGCCUACUAGUUUUGCUCGGUUAUUCUUACCUUCACCUUACCGUUGUUCCCAUUUUUGUCACCUUUGAUACUUUAAUUUUUCUGUAUUUCGAACUGUCUUUCGUUAGGUGCACUCAGAACCUGGUAGCACAGCUCAACAUGGCACACGACUAA